Molecule: messenger RNA, 909 nt
Organism: Hirsutella rhossiliensis
Lineage: Eukaryota; Fungi; Ascomycota; Sordariomycetes; Hypocreales; Ophiocordycipitaceae
Product: RTA1 like protein
Exons: 5
Coding region: 1-909 (302 amino acids)
Cellular component (GO): membrane
Source: RefSeq, a predicted model, not a curated record
AUGGCCGACGGAGAGCCUAUUCUGUACAGUCUGUACAUUUACGCUCCAAACAAAGGCGCACCCAUCUUCUUCAUAGCUGGGUACGCCAUCUCCGCCAUCUUCUACAUCUGGCAAUGCUGGUGCUAUCAUGCCGUCAAGUUGACCGGACUCCACCUGAUCUGUGCAGUCAUGUUUACUGUCGGCUAUGGACUUCGAGAGUACGGAGCCUCGAACUAUAUGUACGAGAAUGAUGACAUGACUCCACUGAUCGUCUUCAUUCUUAGCCAAGUUUUCGUAUAUGUUUGUCCUCCGCUUCUUGAGCUCGCCAACUACCAUAUCCUUGGUCGUAUUUUUCACUACGUGCCACACCUUGCCCCAAUUCCUGCUGGCAAGGUUUUGGGCGUUUUCGGUGGCUUGAUGGCCGCGGUGGAGCUCUUGAACGCUCUAGGGGUAGCACUGGCUGCUAAUCCAUCAUCGGGGCCUUCUCAGCAAGCGACGGGUAGCUACCUGACAGUCGCCGCUAUCAGCAUUCAACUCGUGGUUAUUGUUAUCUUCGUAUGCAUCGCCGGUACUUUCCAUGUGCGAUGCAUGAAAACCAGGGUGCCUCUGAAGAACAUUAAGACUCUACUGUCCACACUGUACGCGACGAGCUUCAUGCUCAUCAACUCUGCUUUAUGGAACAUAUGGAAUCCGGGUCGCUUUUUGCCCAAGGACUAUCAUAUCUAUCUGGCACAAGACGGCACCGAAGUACAUGGUGAAAGGGAUACAGACAAACGACCGCUUCUUGCCAAGACGGCGAACGUAUUGACGUUUGGCCUGCUCUUUCGGAGGAAGAGAACGAAUUAUGCAGCGCAGGAACUUGCUCAGUACCGAGACGCUCGACAAGAGGAAUCAUCUGGUCAAGGCCCCUCUGGUCAGUUGACGUCUUGA